AUGCCGCCGCCGACUGCUCCUGCUGGUGCCGCGAGCAUCAGCUUCGGCGAUGACGAUGUCAAGAAGCGCGUCGGAAAGAAGCUCCAGAAGAAGCGCCACGAGCCUAACACCCCGACCAUGGAACUGCCCGAGCGCUUGAAGGAGGGCGACGACGCCGGUGAAGAGGAUCUGGUUCCAACGCAAGGCCCGCCGAUGUUCAUGAAUAUGAACCAGUCCAUCUUCGGCCUGAUUGCCGCCGCCGGUUCCCGCGUCGACUUCCACGAUCGCUUCGAGUCCAGCGACGAAGAGGACGGCGACGACGAUGACGACGCCCGCGCCGAGGACGAUAGACACCUGGGCCACGGCCUUUUUCUGCACCGCAAGCAGCGCCGCCGCAACGACGAGCCCGACGUCGCAAAGACGACCGUCCUGAAGAAGGACUCCUCCAGCAAAUCCGAGAAGCACAAGCGCAAGAUCUCCGGCCACAAGCUCCUCCGAUCCCUCCCCGCGCUGCCCCGUCUACCGCGACACAAGUCCAAGAAGGAGCCUUCCAAGCUGGAACCUCCUUCCGAAGAAGCUAGCGACUCCGAGCACUUCCCGCCCCAGCCGGCCGAUGAUACAAUAGACGAUGACGAGGGUGGUCACCGGCUGGCUCCUGUCAUGAGUCGCAUGCUCGAGGCCAAGGCUGAGAUGUCCAUGCGACCCAGCUUCGAUGUCGAGCGCCGUUCCACCGACCAGCUCACAUACAGCGACUCUGUCGAUAGCAGCGGCACUGCGCUGGCCCGGCGUCUCCAGGACAUCUUCGAGUUCGACCACCCCGAAGCUGUUAUCGAAGAAUAUCCUUGUUGGUUGCUCCAAAGCGUGCUCCUUCAGGGCUACAUGUACAUUACGGCGAAGCACAUUUGCUUCUACGCUUACCUUCCCAAAAAGGCGCACGAGGUCGUCAAAUCGGGCUAUUUAUCCAAGAGCGGCAAGCGCAACCCCAAGUACAACCGAUACUGGUUCCGGUUGAAAGGAGACGUUUUGGCAUACUACAAGGAUCCCUCAAACCUCUACUUUCCUCACGGACAGAUCGACCUUCGCUACGGCAUCUCAGCUAGCGUGACGGACAAGAAGGACGGCCUGAACUUCACCGUCGUCACUCACCACAGAACAUACUACUUCAGAGCAGACAGCGCGCCAAGCGCAAAGGAAUGGGUCAAGAGCCUCCAAAGGGUCAUCUUCCGCUCGCACAACGAGGGCGACAGCGUCAAGAUUUCGCUCCCUAUCGAGAAUGUCAUCGAUAUCGAGGAUACCCAGAUGCUCGAGUUCGCAGAUACUUGCAAGAUCCGCGUCAUUGACAACGACGAGACAUACGCCAUCGACGAAUACUUCUUCUCUUUCUUCAGCUUCGGCAAGGACGCUAUCAGUGUUCUCAAGAUCCUUAUUGAAGAUGCUUCUUCCAACGCGAAGGACGCCGCCCGGCUCAAGGCUGCCCAGGAGGAGGAAAAGCAACAGCCAGCGCCUUCUGCCAGGAGCUCCAUGAGCGGAAGCAGGCGCGCUGCCGCACCGCUCAGGUUGAAGACCUCCAAGCUCCCGGAGGCCGUCAAGGCGACCCUUUCCCCUUUGUCUACUCACAGCCCGUCUGCUCUGAGCCCGCGUGCCAGUAUAGAUGCGGCGCGUGCCAGCUUCGACGCGUUCAAGGGUUUCCGUCGUAGGAGCUUGGAUUUGUCGACUAUCAUUCGCGACUCCUCUCCUCGAAGGAGCUUCACCGGCAAUCGUCGCUCGAUGAGCCGGAACCGCCUGGACGAAAAACGCCCUGCGCCUCACAAGCAAGGCUCGACAGACUCCUACGUUCAAUCGUCAAUGGAGGACCCUAGUUUCUCGGGCAUGGUUGCAUCGUCAAACGAAGACCCCUCCGCGAGCCAAAUUCUGCGAGGCAGCGACGUCUUCCAGAACCCAACUAUGCGCAGAUCUGCUUCUGCUUCCCGCACGGAGCUUGACAAGCAGCAGCGUCGCGAUCCCAGGAGCCCACCCGCACUUGCUGCAUACAGCGGGCAACAUGCGGCCACUACCGGAUCUAUCAACGACGGCGACAAGCCGCCUGCUACCCCGACUUUGCAGAGCAUCACAAAGAUGGGCGCGUUCCCUCUGCAGCGCGUCGGAGCCUUUGCUGAGUAUCUUAACAGCACGAGCAGUAAGUUGGGCUCGAUGCUCGCCACCGAAUCUAUGGGCUACGUGGAGAAGGUUUCUGGAAUGUGGCGUGGUGGCCGCAAGCACUACGACGCCCCCCCUGAGAUCAAGACGGAUGACGAGGAUCUGUAUGAGGAUGCGGAGGGCAAAAUCCAGACGUCUAUGGACCGCUUCCGCGCCCACUUCGCUCUGCCUGAGACGGAGAAGCUCCAGGCAACCUACUUUGGCUACAUCUUGCGCGUCUUGCCUCUCUACGGAAAGAUUUAUAUUAGUGACAAGUCGUUCUGCUUCAGAAGCUUGCUGCCUGGCACCCGGACGAAGUUGAUCCUGCCCCUGAAGGACAUCGAGAACGUGGACAAGGAGAAGGGCUUCCGGUUUGGCUAUUCUGGCUUGGUCGUCGUCAUUCGUGGCCAUGAAGAAGUCUUCUUCGAAUUUGGCCAGGCUGAAAUCAGAGAUGACUGUGCUGUCACCUUGUUGCAAAGUCUGGAAACUACUCGCUACCUGAGAGAGACGGGAGACUUGGACAUGGAAGAGAAGGAGGACGAAGAGAACGCCAUGGCCGAGCGCGAUGCUUUGAAGGAGGCUCGCCAAGUCGAAGAGUUCCACGACCACGAACUGCGCUUACCGAAGCAGAGCUCCAACGUCAGCGACGCCCCGACGAUUCUCUUCGACGACCCCAAGGCCUCAUUCCUCAACUUCAAGCCUUCUCACCCACUCAAGAUCACUUGCUUGACAAUAGGCUCUAGAGGCGACGUGCAGCCGUACAUUGCUCUUUGCAAAGGUUUACUCGCGGAAGGACACAAACCUCGUAUCGCAACACAUGCCGAAUUCCAGGGCUGGAUCGAGGGUCACGGUAUCGAGUUUGCCAAGGUCGAGGGAGACCCAGGUGAGCUUAUGAGACUUUGCAUCGAGAACGGAACUUUUACCUGGGCCUUCUUGAAAGAGGCAAACUCCAUGUUCCGGGGCUGGCUGGACGAGUUGCUGGUAUCGGCCUGGGAAGCGUGCCAGGGCUCCGACCUCCUCAUCGAGAGCCCCAGCGCCAUGGCGGGCAUUCACAUUGCUGAAAAGCUCUCCAUUCCCUACUUCCGAGCUUUCACCAUGCCGUGGACGCGCACCAGAGCCUACCCUCAUGCGUUCGUUAUGCCCGAAUACAAGAUGGGUGGUGCGUACAACUACAUGACGUACGUCAUGUUUGACAACAUUUUCUGGAAGGCGACGGCCCAUCAGGUCAACCGGUGGCGCAACAACACGUUGAAGUUGCCUAACACGAACUUGGAGAAGAUGCAGCCUAACAAGGUGCCUUUCCUCUACAACUUCUCCGAAUAUGUCGUCGCGCCGCCUCUGGACUUUUCGGACUGGAUCCGUGUCACGGGAUACUGGUUCUUGGAUGAGGGUUCUGACUGGCAGCCACCGCAAGAGCUCACCGACUUCAUCGCCAAGGCCCGGGCGGAUGAGAAGAAGCUCGUCUACGUUGGGUUCGGUUCCAUAAUUGUGAACGAUACAGCCAAGAUGACGCAAGAGGUAAUCGAUGCUGUUUUGAAGGCAGACGUGCGAUGCAUUCUGUCCAAGGGCUGGUCGGACCGCAUCAAGCAAGCCGGUGACACUGGCCCUACGAAGGAAGAGCCCGUCAUGCCGCCCGAGAUCCAUGUGAUCAAGAGCGCGCCUCACGACUGGCUCUUCUCUCAGAUUGACGCCGCUGCCCAUCACGGCGGGUCUGGCACCACCGGCGCGAGCUUGCGAGCUGGUAUUCCCACCAUCAUCCGCCCCUUCUUUGGCGACCAGUUCUUCUUCGGCAGCAGAGUCGAGGAUAUCGGUGUCGGCAUCUGCUUGAAGAAGUGGGGCGCCAUCUCUUUCGCGCGCGCGCUUUGGGAGGCAACGCAUAACGACCGGAUGAUUGUCAAGGCCCGCGUGCUCGGCGAGCAGAUUCGCAGCGAAAACGGCGUCGAGACUGCCAUCCAGUGUAUAUACCGCGACAUGGAGUACGCGAAGAGCCUCAUCAAGCGCAAGGCGGUCAAGAAUGGCCACGUCGAACCUGAUGACGACGAAGAGUCGGCCGAAGAAAGCUGGACCUUCGUAGGGAAGGACGAACCGGACCCGGAGAUGACGACGAAGAAGCUUUCGGAUAUGGGAGCGGUGUCUGGAGCGACGGACAUGAAGCCGCUGGGCACUAGAGUUCUGCGGUCGCCUUCCUCGCUGCCGGUCGCCUAG
Molecule: messenger RNA, 4359 nt
Organism: Colletotrichum karsti
Lineage: Eukaryota; Fungi; Ascomycota; Sordariomycetes; Glomerellales; Glomerellaceae
Product: udp-glucose: sterol glycosyltransferase
Exons: 4
Coding region: 1-4359 (1452 amino acids)
Biological process (GO): carbohydrate metabolic process
Molecular function (GO): UDP-glycosyltransferase activity; hexosyltransferase activity
Source: RefSeq, a predicted model, not a curated record